AUAGAGAGGCACCUGGUUACCGCUUUCAUAUCAAGUGUUCUGACAAUUCAAGAUAUGGAGCGCGUUCGCAUUAAACUCCGAUAUUGCCUGCCUCUACUGGUCUGCUUUUUUCGUUGUCUUCAUACUUCGCAAGGUUAUAACAAAGUCCGGACCUUUUCAAACAUAGGUCAUCGAGAGUCCUCAGACGAAAUUUGGCUGAUGAAUAUGGUGGAAGAAAUGUUUUCCUAUCUAAACAUCAGCAAGAUCAAUUCAGCUGAGGUUCAAAACAACGGCGAGUGUGCGUUUGCCUGCCUAAAGGAACCCAUGUGUUUUUCAUACAACUUAGAGGCAAGAGCCUCCAAAACAGGAACACGCGUAUGUGAGCUGCUGCCAUCGGAUAAGUACAACAACUCGGACAAAGUCAUCAUCAGCCAGAAAUUUCAUCAUUACAGUAUUCAGACACCUUGCAGCAGAGGACCCUGUCAAAACUAUGGUACCUGCGUACCGCGGUACGAGAAAAACAGUUAUGUGUGCGUUUGCAAAAUUGGAUUUAAGGGAAAACAUUGCGAAACAGGCAUGUCAAUCAACUCUACAAUAUUGGCGGGCAACAUAAACUUUCUCGGCAACUUGUCACAUUUUUUGUCGCCUGCUGUAGGAAAUAGUUCACAGUGGUUGCUGUGCCACCGCGCCUCCACGCACGGCUGGGCUGUAAGCACCUUCCACACCAGUUGCGACCAUAGACCAAACACCGUGACCAUCAUCAAAAAUGGCCAGUACGUGUUUGGAGGAUACACUGAUAUUGCUUGGGAUUCUUCUAAUUCUUUUGGCAACACUUCCAAUGCGUUCAUAUUUUCUCUACGGAACAAAGAAGAACUGCAUCCAUUUAAGAGCAUGAUCAAAGCACCACAUUAUGCAAUUUACAAGCAUCUGGUGUUUGGUCCAACAUUUGCCGUGGACAUUUACAUUUCGGAUAAUGCUAACAGCAACAGUUAUUCAUUCGCCUAUCUUAGAACCUACGAGGCACCAAAAGAAUCACAAGAUCCAACCACAAUCUUGUCUGGUGCAUUGCACUUCUCUCCCGAUGACUGGGAGGUGUUUUACCUCGGUUAAAAUAUCUGUUCAUCAACAACUCUGCCAUCAAACACUAUUUCCUUGGCAUGUGAUUCAAUUGGCCAUAAAUCCUAUAGGGGUACAUUUAGUAAAAGUAGAAAAAUCAUCUUAUAGUUUCAGCGCUACUCAUUUACUAUCCUAGAUCAUCUACGUUGAUGGCUUCCAUUUAACUGCGCUGAAAAGCUUAGAGUACUCCUUCUAAAUGAAAUCCAACAAGCGAAGGGUUAGAUUAAAAUAUACCUUGAAAAUAUGAUAAUACUAAUACUAACGUUAAUGAUCACGAUAAUAAUUAGAAUAACAAUAGCAAUUAUGAUGAUAGUAAUACUACUUGUAGCAAUACAAAUAUUACCACUACUAUUAUCAGUGAUAUUAAUAAUAACAAUGAUAAUAACAAAAAUAAUGCGAAUAUGAUUGUAAAUAUAAUUGUCUAUCACGUUGUAAGAAAGAUGUGGAUAUUGACGAUGGCGUAAUUUCAAAUGUUCAGUGAGCGGUAAUAGGCAUGUGGACUUCCCUUGUAGGCAAUGUACCUGGAGCUAAAUAUAGUAACCCAAUUGCAACACCAGAAAGGACAUUAAUUGUCUCGUAGCUAAGAAUUUGAUACUGAAUACAAAGGAAGGAAUAACACUAAAAAUUUGCAUGCAAGAA
Molecule: messenger RNA, 1734 nt
Organism: Pocillopora verrucosa
Lineage: Eukaryota; Metazoa; Cnidaria; Anthozoa; Scleractinia; Pocilloporidae
Source: RefSeq, a predicted model, not a curated record